Molecule: messenger RNA, 1979 nt
Organism: Bolinopsis microptera
Lineage: Eukaryota; Metazoa; Ctenophora; Tentaculata; Lobata; Bolinopsidae
Exons: 4
Coding region: 1-399 (132 amino acids)
Source: RefSeq, a predicted model, not a curated record
AUGACUAACAAGUUAGUCCUAUACGGGCUACUGCUGCUGCAGUUGACCGCUUUAGUGUUCGGUUCUCAGAUCUCACCAGGAAGCAGAAGAAGGGCAGGAAUCAGAAACAAGUACACUCCAUCCUACCGAGUCUCCAUGACAAUCUGGUACGUGGUUAUCGGAGUUGCUGUAGCGUUUGUACUGGCCCUGAUUGCAUCCAUUGUGUAUUACUGUGUCGUGGUGAGGAAGAGGAACAGGGAUAAGAGGGAAGCGGAGAAGUACAAGCCCAUGGGAGGAGGUUACAAGUCCAAGGCUGAUCAGGACAGGGAGAUGGAGGAAUAUCUGGCGCACGUACGACCAACAAAGAGUAUGGGACCUAGCUACGACCAGUUUAUAGCCCGAGAACCAGCUUCAACUUGAUAUCGUUAGUAUAUCGAACAUCCAGAGAGGAAAGAGGACUUGAGGAUGGGUCAGAUACUGUUUCGGAGAUCGGGGCUUGAGUUGGCGAUGUAUUGGAUUGUUUUUAUAUCAGAUAUCUUUUGUUUUUAUCAAGAGUAAUCCACUGAAGGGUCGGGAUUGAAGCAUUACGCUUCAAUUUUGGUCCAAUGGUAACGAUUCAUUAUGGUUUCAUCAGAGUUACUAAAAGAUCUCCGGCAUAUUGGGCAGGAACAUCGCAGAUGGACACGAAUGCUGGAUCGUUCAUGUUUCAGAUUGUAUCAAACCGGUUCAUCCAUUUUGGGGUUAUCAAUAUUAUCCCGCUCAAUUAAGAUACCUCUCGAGUAAAUAUAUUAAAGUUAGUAUGUUUACCUCUUUAACCCAAACGUCUACAGAACUUUUAUUUUUUGUCUCUACCAGCUGGUUUUUAAUAACUAAUAUGAUAAUUGUAUGGUACAUCCAUUAUAGCUGAUAUCUGGUAGAAGAACACGUUAAUAAGAUCUUGUUGUUUUCUGAGGAGGGCUUAUUAUAUGUCUAUUUAUAGUGAAAAUGUGUAUACUUAAAGUAUAGUAUAAAAAUACAUGAGCACACUUCCAAAUUUUUACUAAGAAGGCAUCACAUCAAAGUCACAGCUCUGCACUCACAAAAACGGACAAGUCAUCCCUCGCCAUCCCCUCAGUGUUCGGGUUAGAAUCACGAUUAGCUCGAGGGAUGACAUGAACACGAAGGCGCAUAUGUGUGCCGCAGCUGAUGAAUAAAACAUAUAUCAAGGGUAGCACAUUGUAGGCCGGAAUCCUAAUUUCCAUCACAGUAAGGGUUAUAGGUGUUCAGGAAAGAGCAAGGAUCUAAGUGUUAGCUUGUACUAACGACCCCUUAUAGGCUUUGAAUUCAGGGGCGAACUACUACCAUGUGAGAUUUAUGCCGAGGGAUGGUGAGUCCUACCCGCGUGCACUCCGUCCGUUCUUACCCAUCUCGACUUGUCGUGUUUUUAUUCGCUUAGCUUGAUAAGGCACGCCAUUAAAGUGGACUUAUUAAGAACUGGCAUAUUAUGAGAUCAUCAAUUUUCAUAGCUAAAAUUUCUGUUAUCUCCGAUGCAAAUUCUAAAUCUGCUUACUUAAGAUGUUGACGCGAUCGGAAAAUCUGACCAAAUUUCUUAAUUAUUUGAUAUGAUUUAAUUUUCUAAGUUAACAUUUUUAUCAGAUUUAGGCGGUAGAAAAUCACUCUCACUCGCAGAACUAGAUAUUUCAUUUAAAUUUCACCAAUUAUAAAAGUUUAUGUUUAAUGAGUGUUAAACUUAAAGUCAAAGAAUUGAUAAGCACCGUUAAAAAUACUGCAUGUGUAUCCUCGCAAUCGUUAACAGUGAUAUUCAUCUAUUUAUUUCCAUACAUUUUAGUCUACUAUUCGCAUUAAUUAUAUAUUAAAAAUAUGAAAUAUCCGGAUUUGGUUAUCUAGUUAGAGUUAGUGAUAGUCCUACACGGUCAUGAUUUUUGCUUAUAUUUUCAUCUAAUAGUAAUACCGCUACUGAAAUACUAUCUUGUUACAAAUGAAGAAGAUUUGUUUUAUUU